ACCGAAGAGUCUAAACGAACUUCAAAGCAGCUAAACUGCAAUUGGAGCUGUCGAAGUGACGACAAGUGCAGUACCAGACCUACCUCAGCUUGCUCAGGUGGUUGCAAGGUACCUUGGCCCCCCAGAUUUUGAGGUGCUUCGACGGUUUCCAUCCAAACUCGAUGAUGCAUGCAGCUGCUUUUCUUAUCUUCAAUACACCUCAACUUACCCCAACCUGCCUGCGCCAAUCUAACCAUACGCGCCUCGGAGAUGCAGCCGUCACGAUUCUUAUCUUGCAGGCGGCUUUACCUGUGAAUGCAGGGGCGGCACGGGCUGAUUGUCGCUGAAAGUCACGCAUUUUUCAGGUAUUCGGGCCAAAAAGCCAGCUCUAAUAUUUGAUGCCGUGAGCGCCUGUACUUGGCGUCGUUGCCGCCUGGGCGUCUGUCGGUUCCCCCGCCCCAAGUCUACCCAACUCUUGUCGCCGUAUUUAAGCUCAAACUUAUUAUUCCGGACGAUCAGCACUGAAGUCCACCGGCAAGUGCCAACAAAGUGAUAACGAAUCGGUCUGGCUCCCAGCAGACUUUAGAAACGACAACCCUUUGACUUCCAUCGCCUUGUUUCCUUGACUCAAUGGACUCUACCGAGGACUUCAGCCCAUAUCGUGCAGAUGGAAAAUUGUAUGGGUUUGUCUGUGUUGUGACGGGAGCGUCCCAGGCUGUAGGCCAGGCCGUUAUCCACGAACUGGCCGCGCACGGUGCAGCAUCCAUCUAUGCCUGCGACAAGGCUGCCAGCUCUGAUGCCUACAAGGAUCUGGUCGACAGCGUAGCCAGCCGGCAUCCCAAUACCAAAGUCAUCCCAUACCCGUUCAGCGUUGCCAAGGAGGACGAGACCCUGGCCUUGAUCGACGAGCUUCUCAACACCUUUGGCCGGCUCGACAUUUGGGUCUGCUCGUCGGGGUUCCUCGGCCCGCCGUCCAUCUCGGACACGACCCCAGAUGUGCUUCAGAAGUGCUUCGAGUCCCAGUCCCUGGCACCCUUCUUCGCGCUCAAGUAUGCGCCGCCCGCCAUGGCUAAGCUGUGCGCGAAGCAGUCGUACCCAAACGCGGCGCCCAAGGCCCAGGCAUACGGCUCCAUCGUGGUCAUCGCAUCGGUGGCCUCGACGUACGGGGGGUGCUGGGGCCCGUGCCAUACCAUGAUGGCGCACGCCUCUCUCGGCGUGGUGCGCGCGGGCGUGAGCGUCCUCAAGGGCACCGGGGUGAGGAUCAAUUGUAUAUCCGCAGGGCAGAUCGAGACUGGGGUUGAUCUCAAGGGGGUCGACAUGCGAGGAAUGAAUGUCCAAUUUCCUCCAGCCAAUCUUCAGAGCAAAGAAGUUCAACAAGCUACUGUCGGAUUGGAAAGAGCAGGCCAUCCACAAGAGGUUGCUCGAGUGGCAGGUUUUCUUGCCAGUGGCUUCUCUUCAUACAUCACUGGUGCGAAUCUAGUGGUUGAUGGCGGAGCUUCGACGAUGAACCCUAUGACAUUGCCAAUCUAGGUAGUUAAGUACGGUAGCCAUGUGACGCGACUAAUUGUAAAUGGUCUUCAUUAGGCAGUUGCAGUGGCUUGAACUUGUCUCAUGUUGGGCAUGUUUCGUUCUGCUUAAGGUACUUCAAAUAGGGUAGAACAAGAGACACAUUACAUGCCAGGCAA
Molecule: messenger RNA, 1664 nt
Organism: Pyricularia oryzae 70-15
Lineage: Eukaryota; Fungi; Ascomycota; Sordariomycetes; Magnaporthales; Pyriculariaceae
Exons: 7
Coding region: 610-1509 (299 amino acids)
Biological process (GO): phytol metabolic process
Cellular component (GO): peroxisome
Molecular function (GO): trans-2-enoyl-CoA reductase (NADPH) activity
Source: RefSeq, a predicted model, not a curated record